GCUCUGGGAGUGUGUGUGUGUGUGUCUGCUGCCCUGAGCCAGGCUCUGGGAGUGUGUGUUGCCCUGAGCCAGGCUCUGGGAGUGUGAGUGCUGCCCGGUCAAUCCCUCUCUCCCCUCCCCCCCGGGCUCCGGAGUCCCCGCCCGACAACAACAACAUCAUCACAGCCAGUAAUAUGGCUAACGCCUGUGUCUGUUCAUCCCCGUUCACCGUGACGGCGACACCGGGCGGGAUCUAACCUCUGCUCACAGUCUCUCUCUCUCUCUCUGAGUCAGUGUGGGAGCCAGGGGACGGCGAUGGAGAGCACUGCUGGAGAUAACAGCCCAUCCCUCAGCGAUAGCGCCGGCUCCAACUCCAACCCCUGGAUGCGAACGUGGGACAACAGCAGCUCCUUGUCGGCUCUGAACACCGGGAGUGGCUCGGAAAUAGAUGGUGGGGAUGAAGAUAAAGAGAUUGCCUCGAGAGCUGUGGCACUUGUAAUCAGAAGUUCUCGAAAGGGUGUUGUCCCACUCUGUGCUGACGUCGCUAACCUUUUGAAGAUCAAAGGGAGAUUAGAACGGACCAUCAAAGCUCAGCAACUGGAGAUCCAUCGCUUGCUCAGCAUGUCACGGACACACUGCAGUCAGUCCUCGGCCAGCACUCAGACCUACUCCAGUGGCCCUGGUAGCCCAGUCCCUUCUUCAAGUGACCGCUCUGCCUCACAGACAGCAGAACUGAUUAGGUGUGAGGAGCAACAGCAAUUUGAGCUUCGAGUAUCUCCCCGUCAAUCGGACCAGGAGGCACUGGUCCAGUGCGUCUCCCCACCACAGAAUGUGGAGUCACUACAGAAGCCAGUCCCCGGACAUGAGUUCACAGUCUCCCGGGGGGAGGUCCAAGUGGAAUGCCCCCAACUCCUUAUGCAGAAGAGGUGUGAGCAGGAACUUAUGGAAACACUGCUGUUAGACUCCAGGCUGACGGAAGGUUUGGGAGGUGUUUGGAAUCAGAUUGAACAUCUACGUGACCGUCUCAGACAGAGUGAGACGCAAGAGCCACAGGAGACUCUGUCCAUGGAAAAUGUAUACCAUGGACAAGGUACUAGGAGCAGAGAAGACUCUAAACUACAAGACAGAGAGCCAAUCCCCACAGCUUGCCGAUGUGCCAAUCAGGACACAGUGCUAACCAAUUACAGAGAAGAUGGACACUCUGGACAGCAGACAAAUAGAACAGACAAGGGAACGUUGAGGAAGCACUCGGUCAGUUGUACACUCCCAACAAAGGAGGGACAGUUACAAUCUACAUCCCAUGUUGACACACCAAAGGCAAGGAGCCCUGAUUUUCAGGUCGAUGCAUCUCUAAGCUGCUCCAUCUUUCCGUUUCCUCUGGUCGGCUGCCAGUGCUCCAGCUGCAUCUCCUUCUUCGGCAAUUACAAACUGACGAAUGGCCGCAAUGGUCACGAGAAAGACAAAAUCAAAACACUGCUGCACCUGCAGAGACAGAAACUUCCCAUUGACAUAAAUGAUUACGUGAUUGUAAAUGGCAACAAGUCAGGCACUGCUCGUUAUGUUGGCCAUUUGGAUGGUUCUGGAAUGGCCAAUGCCGUGUUUGUAGGAGUAGAGCUCGACGAACCAAGUGGACAACAUGACGGUAUGUUUGCAGAGAAGAGGUAUUUCCAGUGUUACGAGAACUUUGCUGUUUUUGUUCCAGUCCACGAGAUAUUUUACGUUAUAAAUAGAAAGCCAAAGAAAUCCAUUUCACCUCCAAGCCCAAGCUCGCUGCAGCACUGCCACUCCCUCGGGUCGCUCUCCAACAAUCCCAGGGCCAGAGGAGAGCACAGCCAUCAGGCCAUCUCCAGGAGAAAGCAGCAGCACCUGCCCAAGAACCUCCAUUCAAAUAGGAGAGUUCUGAGAAAGUCAGGAGUGUCUACCUCCUUGGGAACAUCGGUCACGAGUGUGAACCCCACUCAGGAAGAAUGGAGUGACAGUAACGAGAGGACAGAGAAGGUAGCAGUCUCCUCCCUGCAGACAAAACUAAGCAAUCGGACUUCCACUAUCACUGCGAGUCUACCUCCCGACAUCCCCCACUAUAGGUCGGUUCAUGCACCAAACAAGGUCACCCCAAGGAAAGUUUCCAGACGCUGACAAUACAGAAAGGAGCAGUCAGAUUUAAGGGAAGAAUGUUUUCCUCGGAUGGAAGAUGGUUGGAAUCACAGUUUCUCCACGGCAGAUUGCUUGUCUUGCUUAGUGAGCAGGCAUUGAACUUGCUGGUUGGCUGGGAGCUUUGCCAGUAACACCAGUGAACCUGCACUGACCGCUGUAAGCCCGAACCGGGUAGCUCUGAUAGCUGCACUUUCUCAGUUUACUGUAACAUUUAAUACCGUUGUUACAAACCUCUACUCAAUAAAACCUGCACUGAAAUCA
This is a messenger RNA of Chiloscyllium plagiosum (whitespotted bambooshark), 2394 nucleotides long. RefSeq lists its product as uncharacterized. The record is from RefSeq and is a predicted model, not a curated record. NCBI's taxonomy places the organism in Eukaryota, Metazoa, Chordata, Chondrichthyes, Orectolobiformes, Hemiscylliidae.